This is a messenger RNA of Echinostoma caproni, 255 nucleotides long. The record is from the annotation of a GenBank genome assembly. Lineage: Eukaryota; Metazoa; Platyhelminthes; Trematoda; Plagiorchiida; Echinostomatidae.
CUAGCCACAGACGGACAGGGUCUAGCUCAGGCUCCACCGAUGAAAACCUGUCAAUCUUGUCAACAACUGAUCCACCGAAAUGCACCAAUCUGUCCCCUAUGCAAAACAAAAAGCCGCUCACGUCAUCCAAAAAAGACCAAAGUUCGACCGAGUCCGGGCCCGCUGACGGACUCACACACAGUGUGCGGCGCCAGUCCGAACCGCUGUGCGACACAAGCCGGAUGUAAUGCUCCACCUGAUGAGCCUUACCGCUGA